AUGGCGUCCCGGGCCGCCUCGUCGGUCCUUUUCCUCCUCGUCACCAUGGUCGGUUGCGCCAGCGCGGCCACCUUCACCAUCAAGAACAACUGCCCCUACACAGUGUGGCCAGCGGCGACCCCUGUGGGCGGUGGCACGCAGCUGAACCCGGGGCAGACGUGGACCAUCAACGUGCCCGCGGGCACCAAGUCCGGCAGGGUCUGGGGCCGCACCGGCUGCUCCUUCAACAGCGGCGGUCGUGGGCACUGCCAGACGGGCGACUGCGGCGGGGCCCUCUCCUGCACCCUGUCCGGGCAGCCGCCCUUGACGCUGGCCGAGUUCACCAUCGGCUACACCAACGGCGCCAACGACUACUACGAUAUCUCGGUAAUCGAUGGCUACAACCUGCCCAUGGACUUCUCCUGCAGCACCGGUAUGAACCUGCACUGCGGUCACCCUAGCUGCCCCGACGCGUACCUCUACCCGGAUGACAACAAGAAGACCCAUGGCUGCCGCGGCAACAGCAACUACAAGGUCACGUUCUGCCCGUGA
This is a messenger RNA of Miscanthus lutarioriparius, 531 nucleotides long. NCBI's taxonomy places the organism in Eukaryota, Viridiplantae, Streptophyta, Magnoliopsida, Poales, Poaceae. The record is from the annotation of a GenBank genome assembly.